Phytophthora sojae is the source of this 153-nucleotide messenger RNA. RefSeq lists its product as hypothetical. Bases 1 to 153 code for a protein of 50 amino acids. NCBI's taxonomy places the organism in Eukaryota, Oomycota, Peronosporomycetes, Peronosporales, Peronosporaceae. The record is from RefSeq and is a predicted model, not a curated record. The transcript has a single exon.
AUGUCGAACGUGGUGGAACGCUUCUUCAGCAUUGCUUGGGUGACGUUUGGCCAUCAACGACACGGCCUGCUGCCACACACGCUCGAGACGAUAUUGUUUCUCAGCCAGAAUCGGUCGUACUGGGAUGCAACAACUGUGGACAAUUUGAGCUAG